This is a messenger RNA of Dentiscutata heterogama, 1876 nucleotides long. The record is from the annotation of a GenBank genome assembly. Lineage: Eukaryota; Fungi; Glomeromycota; Glomeromycetes; Diversisporales; Gigasporaceae.
AUGUCUUUGCCUGAAUCACAAUCUUGGAAAAAAAUUCGUUUAAAUUCCGGAAAGGCUGUCAAUGUAGCAUCGAAAGAUGCUGGGCAAAUAGAUAAAGUAACGAUUGAUAAAGAUGAACAAAUAGAUUCUAAUGAAAAUGUGGAAUUAAAUGAACAAGUGAUCUCAAACUGGAAGAUUAAUGAGCAGGAUGUGGGUUUGACUGAAUAUGUUGAUCCAUCCAUUCCUGGAUUUUCAGCAAUUAUUAAGCAGCGAUAUUCAGAUUUCUUAGUUUAUGAAAUUGAUCAAGAUGGAAAUAUUGUACACAUUACUAAUACUGAUAUACCAAAGGACACCAAUGCUGAUAAACAAUCUCUUAAGACAUCUAACAAUGACAUAACGGUUAUUCCAACUGACCAAAUAUUUCUUGAAAUGAAAUCAUUACUUGAUGAUGAAAUUACCGAGAAGGUUAAAACAUUAUUGAAUACAGAAGAACGAGAUCCCCCAUUUGUUGAUACGAAACCGGAAAAAGACAAAGAUAAACGAACAAUAAUUCAUCAAUUUUUCAAGAAACAUUUCGGUGAUAAAUUAAAUACCGAAACUAAAGAGGACCGUAGAAACAAAAAACAUGAACUUGACCAAUGGGAGGCGCUAGGUGGUCCCUUUUGCCGUUUUGUCCUAUAUAAGGAGAACCGCGAUACUAUGGAAGCGAUUAACUUAUUAUGCAAGAGAAUGAAAGUUCAUUCUCGUGUAUUUUCGUAUGCAGGAACAAAAGAUCGUCGCGCUAUUACGGUGCAAAAGGUCACUGCCUCUAUGAUCAAGGCCGAAAGACUUUUAGGAUUAAACGCUCGCCUUCACGAUAUGAAGUUAGGAAAUUUUGAGUAUGUUAAGGAAGGAUUAAAACUUGGUGACCUAAAAGGUAAUCAUUUUGUCAUUACACUAAGAAAUGUACAGGUUGAAUCUGAAGAGAUCAUCGACAAGGCCAUGAAUGUUCUAAAAGAACGUGGAUUCAUAAAUUAUUUUGGGAUGCAACGAUUUGGAACUUCUUCGGUUUCAACUUACGAAAUCGGUCGCGCCUUAUUACAGAAUAAUUGGGAACAUGCCGUUGACUUGAUAUUAAACCCGCGGGCUGGAGAUAGUAAAGAUCAGCAACAAGCUAGACAACAUUGGGCAGAAAAUCAUGAUGCUAAAAAAGCAUUGGAAUUAUUUCCAAAAAGAUGUGUUGCUGAAUGUCAUAUUCUUUCUUCGUUCGUAAAAGCUGGUCAUAAUAAAGAUUGUGCAGGUGCACUCGUUACUAUGCCAAGAAAUCUUCGCCUUAUGUAUGUGCAUGCAUAUCAAUCGUAUGUCUGGAAUAAAAUGGUAUCAGAGAGAUUGCGUAUCUUUGGUUGCGAAAGACCAGCAAUUGGAGAUUUGGUCAUUCUUGAUGAAGAAUUAGAGGAUGAUAUUGUUGACAGUGACGUCAUAAUUAAUUCUGAGGAUAAAAAGGAGAUUAAAGUAAAAAUCUUAAAAGAAGAAGAUGUACCAAAUUACACAAUUUAUGAUGUUGUAUUGCCCUUACCUGGACAUUUAGUUGUAUACCCAAAUAAUAAUAUAUUUGAAAAAUAUAAAGAAUUAAUGUGGAAGGAUCAUUUGGAUCCCCGUGAAAUGAAAAGAAGCAUAAAAGAUUUUUCAUUAUCUGGAACUUAUCGCAGAAUAAUGGGAAAGCCCAUUGACGUGUCCUGGAAAACUCUCAGAUACAAUGAUCCAAAUAUACCUUUAUCAUUAAAUGAUCUAGAUAUUAUUAACGGAAAAACGGAAUCUGAAAAUGUUGCAGAUGGUAAAUUAUUAGCACUAAGAAUUCACAUUUCUUUAUCAACUAGUCAAUAUGCAACAAUGGCUCUUAGAGAAUUAUUAAAAACAA